AUGUCCGACGACACCUACCGUAGCUCAAUCACAUCCAGACCAUCUUUCAACAGAACUGUCACAUCCAGCACUCAGAACUAUGGAACCCCAGGAUCCGGAAACCGUGUUCUCAAAAUCGUUACUGAGAUGUCAUCGUCAUCAGUAGCCAGUGGCCUCUCUCCAUACGGUCAGAAUGCCGCUUCAACAAUUCGUGACAACCGUGAACGUGAGAAAAAAGAGAUUAUGGAGUUGAACGACCGUCUUGCUGGAUACAUCGAGAAGGUCAGAUUUUUGGAGGCACAGAACAGAAAGUUGGGAGCUGAUUUGCAAAUGCUCCAAGGUAGAUUCGGAAAGAGCACCGGAUCUGUCAAAGUGAUGUAUGAGCUGGAGAUCACAACUGCACAGACAGUUGUGAAACAGACUGGAAAGGACAAGGAAGAGGCUGAAAGAGAGAUCCGCAAGUUACAAGAUCAGUUGGAUGAGUUCCGUAAGAAGUGGGAGGAAGCCAACAGCGGACGUGCCGAGGAUCGCCUAAAGAUUGAUGAGCUCCUCGUAACACUUUCCGGACUGGAAGCCGAAAUUAACCUUCUGAAGAGACGUAUGCCCUUCUGGAGGAAGAAAUUGCACGUCUCAGAAAAGAAAAUGCUAGACUCCAAGCUGAACUUCAACCAACUCGACCAAGAGACCCUUCUUCGCAUUGACAACCAGAACAGAGUCAAGACUUUGUUAGAAGAGAUCGACUUCAUGAAGAGAGGAUUCGACUCUGAACUGAAGGACCUCCAAGCCAUGGCUGCCCGUGAUACCACCAACGAGAACAGAGAAUUCUUCAAGAACGAGUUGGCUAAUGCAAUUCGUGAUAUUCGUGCAGAGUAUGAACAGAUGAUGAAUGGAAACAAGAGCGAGUUGGAAUCCUGGUACCAAUUGAGAGUUCAAGAGAUCAACACUCAAUCGAAUAGACAAAAUGCUGAGAACAAUUACCAAAAGGAAGAGGUCAAGAGACUUCGCAACCAGACUUCAGAGCUCCGUGGAAAGCUUUCCGACCUUGAAGCUAGAAACGUUCUGCUCGAGAAACAAAUUGAGGAUCUCAACUAUCAACUUGAAGAUGACCAGAGAUCUUAUGAAGCUGCCCUCAACGAUAAAGAUGCUCAAAUCCGCAAACUCCGUGAGGAAUGUCAAGCUCUCAUGGUUGAGCUCCAGAUGCUUCUUGACACCAAACAAACUUUGGAUGGAGAGCUCAAGGUGUACAGGAAAAUGUUGGAUGGAGAAAGCGACAACAAUGGACUCCGUCAAUUGGUCGAGCAAGUUGUUCGUACCUCUGCUAUCAAUGAAGUUGGUGAUACCGAGACGAUGAGAGUUGUGAAGGGAGAACACUCCAGCAGAACAUCUUACCAAAGAUCUGCCAAGGGACAUGUCGCAAUCAAGGAAACCUCCCCAGAAGGAAAGUUCGUCAUUCUGGAGAACACCCACAGAGCUAAGGAAGAACCAUUGGGAGACUGGAAGUUGAAGAGAAAGAUCGAUGGAAAGCGUGAGAUCGUCUUCACCUUCCCAUCUGAUUAUGUGCUCCAUCCAUUCCAAUCUGUUAAGAUCUUCGCCCGCGGAAACGGAAUCGCCAAUCCACCAGACGUUCUUGUUUUCGAGGGAGAUGAUACUUUCGGUGUUGGAGCCAACGUACAAACUAUCCUUUACAACAAUAAAGGAGAGGAGCGCGCAACCCACAUCCAACGUCAAAGCCAACAGACAACCACUUCCUAA
Molecule: messenger RNA, 1731 nt
Organism: Caenorhabditis briggsae
Lineage: Eukaryota; Metazoa; Nematoda; Chromadorea; Rhabditida; Rhabditidae
Gene: Cbr-ifa-3
Product: Protein CBR-IFA-3
Exons: 6
Coding region: 1-1731 (576 amino acids)
Source: RefSeq, a predicted model, not a curated record